Messenger RNA from Phragmites australis (common reed), 3112 nucleotides. RefSeq names its product nuclear poly(A) polymerase 1-like. Lineage: Eukaryota; Viridiplantae; Streptophyta; Magnoliopsida; Poales; Poaceae. The coding region runs from base 763 to 2994 and encodes 743 amino acids. Gene Ontology annotation, molecular function: RNA binding; poly(A) RNA polymerase activity. The record is from RefSeq and is a predicted model, not a curated record. Gene Ontology annotation, cellular component: nucleus. The transcript has 13 exons.
CCGAAAAUUCCCAUCCGCAGCAGGUGUUACUGUAAACGCCUAGCCCUCAUCUUCCCCCGUCCCGUUCGAAUCCUCUCCUCUGCGAUACACGGAGCGCGCCGCCCCGGGGCCCUUCUUCUGGAUACCGUCCGGCCGCCGCCCCUCGCCAUCCUCAUCGCCGUUUUCCUCGUCACCCUCCCGCCUCCAUCAUCCUCGUCGGCCGAUUACCCUAUUGAAACUCCGUUCUCCCAGACGGCAACCUAGUGGAAGGUGAAAUCGACGCGGAUUCGCGGCAAGAGCCGCGUGGGCCUUCUAUUUUCUACACCGAUCCGGAGAAGGUUUCGGCUUCGAUUCGAGUUCGGGUGACUGCCCGAUAUAUUCCCUCGUGCUCGCGAGUCGCGUCUGCCCCGGUGCGAUUUGCAGUAGAAGUCGCCGUUCUUUGUUGCCGUCUAGUAUGAUUGGCCGUCUUUCUUGUUCACAGGCUUUAGAUGUAAAAAUAGCCUCAUCUAGGUGUUAGAUUUUGGGUUUAUUUCUUGGUUUGCUGAGAUCAAGUGAAGAACUUGGAUGUUAGUUCCUGUCCUACUUGUUUGUUCUAAUCUUAUUGAAUGGUUUGUACGCUUCUAUGAUAUUUUAAAGAAAUAAUAAAAAAGGAAAGAAGAAAUUUAUUAGAGAAACUGAGAAAAGAUAGAAUUUUGAGUUGUAAAAGAUAAAGAAGUGAGGAAAAUUGCAAUUUUCUGAGCUAUCUAAUAAGGGAGCGGAGUUUUGCUGAAAGGCAGAGCGUCCAUGCAGAAGAGCAAUAGUAACAAUGGUUACCUUGGUGUCACUGAGCCCAUCUCAUUGAGCGGGCCGACAGAGAUGGACAUUGUCCGCACAAAGGAGGUUGAAAAGUGUCUUGCUGAUGCGGGCCUGUAUGAAAGCCAAGAGGAAGCUGUCCUACGAGAAGAGGUUUUAGGAAAGCUGGACCAGAUUGUGAAGGCUUGGAUUAAAAAGGCCACUAGAUCUGGUGGUUAUGGCGAGCAAUUUGUGCAAGAAGCAAAUGCAAAGAUCUUUACUUUUGGCUCAUACAGACUAGGGGUGCAUGGUCCUGGUGCUGAUAUCGAUACACUAUGUGUUGGACCAAAGCAUGCAACUCGAAAUGAAUACUUUUUCCAGGUGCUCCAUGAUAUGCUAUCUGAGAUGCCAGAGGUUUCAGAGUUACAUCCGGUGCCAGAUGCUCAUGUGCCUGUUAUGAAAUUCAAACUUUGUAGGGUUUCUAUUGACCUUCUAUAUGCUAACCUCACGCAUGUGGUGAUUCCUGAGGACUUGGAUCUUUCACAAGACUCUAUAUUGUACAACGUUGAUGAACAAACUGUCCGCAGUUUAAAUGGAUGUCGGGUUACUGAUCAAAUUUUACGAUUGGUUCCAAAUAUUCCGAAUUUCCGUACAACCUUGAGAUUCAUGAGGUUUUGGGCAAAGUGCCGUGGAGUCUACUCAAAUGUUAUAGGAUUUCUUGGUGGUAUAAACUGGGCACUUCUAGUUGCUCGUAUAUGUCAAUUGUACCCAAAUGCAGGACCAAGCAUGUUGAUACCUCGGUUUUUCAAACUCUACAGCCAGUGGAAGUGGCCCAGUCCUGUUAUGCUUUGCCACAUUGUAGAGGGAUCCCUUGGCCUUCCUGUGUGGGAUCCCAGGAGAAAUUUUAGAGACAGGGGUCAUCACAUGCCUAUAAUUACACCUGCUUACCCCUGUAUGAAUUCUAGCUACAAUGUAUCUAUCAGUACUAGGCAUGUGAUGGUCCAAGAAUUUACACGAGCAUAUGAGAUCUGUCAGGCAAUAGAUGACAGCAAAGCAGGCUGGGAUGCUUUAUUCGAGCUGUAUCCAUUUUUUGAAUCUUAUAGGAAUUAUCUGAAGGUUGAGGUUACAGCAAGAAAUGAAGAUGACCUCAGGAAUUGGAAGGGCUGGGUAGAAUCAAGGCUUCGUACCCUUGUGUUGAAGAUUGAGCGGUAUACACGUGAGAUGCUUCUCUCACAUCCUAAUCCUAGAGAUUUUGUGGACAGCUCUAGGCCAAUGCAUUGUUUCUACUUUAUGGGUCUCUGGAGAAAACAAAUCACCCAAGCUCAAGAAGCCGAGCAAUUUGACAUCAGAGCAAUUGUGAAUGACUUCAAGAGCUCUAUUCACGCUUAUCAAUAUUGGAAAGAAGGAAUGGCAAUUGAAGUUUCACAUUUAAGAAGAAAAGAUAUUCCGAUGUUUGUUUUCCCCUGUGGUGUGCGUCCUUCUCGUCCUUCUAGAACAGUUGGCAAGGAGGCUCGUACAGUUUCAAGAAAUAAUGUUUCAGCUGAUGCUCAAACAGGAUAUCUCUCAAGUGAUGCUCAGCGUGCUCCAAGCAGUGAGAUGAAGCAACUCGCUUCAGAUCCUUCUACCGUCUAUCAUUCUCUGGGAAGAACUAUUGUCUCUAGUUUACCCAGUGAAAAAACUGUCCAUGAUUUCAAUGGUUACGCCAAUAUCGCUACAGAAUCUGGUGAGGGUGAACAUCUGGGGAACUAUAAAGAUAAUACAUUGGUUCCUCAGAACCAUGUUUCUCUUUAUGGUGUCAAGACACCUCAGACUAUGGUGCCUAACUCAACCAAUGUUUUUCAUAGUCCAACAAAUGGGUUGGACUCUAGUUUAGAUAACUCCUGUGAAGAACCUGCAGCAAUUGCUUUAAACAAACAUACCAAUUUCACUUCAGCUGUACUAGCAGUUCCUGAUGAACUCGGUGAGCUGGUAUCUCAUCAAGUGAAGGUAGAUCUACAAGGUCUCAAUCCUGUGGCUCAAAGAUUUUCAAUGGAUGGUGCUGCUGGAAGUACUGCGGUGCACAUAGGAACUGUGGAUACCCAUGGGAGUAAUAAUCUAAAGCGUAAAGCUAAUGAAGAGUUUGAGCCGCUUGAGCUUGCUGCCCCAUUAGUUCGUGCCCCUGCACCAACAUCGACUACUCAGAGGAAGCCCCUUAGGCUUAGAUUGUCGACUGUGGCGGUACCAAAGCAUCCUGAAGGAACUUAAUGAAUCCAAUUGCCUCGAGCUUAGUGUAAAAGUUGGCGGAAAAGGCACUGGAAUGUCAGCCAGAGCCAUGUAAACUAAAUUUACCAAAGUUAAUGUGAAAUUCAAAGCUUGUCGAACU